UUGAAUAAGCUUGAGCAUGUAGGUCUCUCAUUUCGAAAGAAGCCACGACAGCUGUUGAUGUUGUUGACAUAAGUCAUAAGGUGAAGAAUAGUUGCUGGUCAUGGUGUAGAAGUAGAUGUAACGAUGAUUGAGGUGUCAGCAUUUUUGCCCCGUGGGUCGGUCUACUUAGCUGGAGAAGUCAUCAAAUGUGUCGUCACCUUCACAAGCAUACCAACUCAUGAGCAAGUGAGAAAGGUCAGUGAGUGUUUGGCAUGGGCCAGUGUCCAGAUCCAUUGUCAGUGUUCUGUCAGUGAAACAAGAGUCCACCUGAUACGUUCUGAGCGGAUGUCCACAGAAGAGGUGUCAACUACAGGCUGUGAUACUUCCUUUGUACCCAGCAAAGGUGAGAGAGGAUUGACAGUACUAUCCUCAAAACCACGGAUAUUAUUUUGUGAUCUCAAACUUGCACCUGGGGAGUCAAAAUCAUUUACUUAUGAGGACACCAUUCCUUCAGAUGCUCCUCCAUCCUACAGGGGUCAAGCUGUUAAGUACUCCUACAAACUGACCAUCGGUGCACAGAAAUUUGACCACCCAACUAAGCUGCUAAGAAUUCCUUUCAGAGUCCUAGUGCUUCAUGGGCUGAAUGACAUCAGUGUGUAUACAGAGAAUGAAGAAGUCAAGCCAUCCAACCCAUUUCUGAAACAACAGCAGCCAGAGAAUACUCUUCUAGACAUCGCCACGCAGAUUCUGGAAACUAUUACUGCCAGGAAAGCUGCACAUUCCUACAAUAUCACGAAUGCCAAAGGAAAUGUAGCCAAGUUUAUUUUAUUCAAGCAAGCCUACAAGUUGGGCGAGGAUAUCGUGGGAGCGUUUGAUUUUACAGAUGGAACAGUUGCCUGUGUACAGUUUUCUGUAACACUUCAAAAUGAGGAACAGAUAUCCGAGGAGUGUCGGCGUAAGCCAGGUCAGGGUACGGCUGUGACAUCAUUUGUGAAACACCAUGAAAUGUGUCUACAUACUGAGAAGACCCACAUUAACAUCCCAGUACCUCUCACAGCCACUCCAGCCUUCAUCACAGACAUAGUGUGUUUGAGGUGGCGCCUGCAUUUUGAGUUUGUCACAUGCUGUGAGCCGAUUCCAGAGUCAGAACGGCCUACAAAUCCAGAUGAGAGUGCUUCCUGGAGAGGUCCUCCAACACUUAAUGUGGAAACAAUGAUCUGGGACUUGCCUAUUAAGAUAUUUCCGACUAAUCCACUUCAUGCAUCUAGUGUUACAUGUACAAAACCAAUAUCAAAUGUACAGAUAUAGUUAUGACUAAUGAAAAUGAUGGCUCCAGUAGAUUGCUAGUAGUAUGGAAUUAGACUCGAUUUCCUAGGAAAGUCUUGCAAUGUUUUUUGGUCACCUGGCCUGACCAAGUCUUUGUCUGACAUUGUGGAUCAUAAACUUCAAACAUUUUUAUGAGCACUGGUCCAGUUGACUCAUAUUUCAAAAAUCUUCUUUUUAAUACCUUACAUGGUAGAAUCAAAUACACUUAAUGGAUGGAAGAGUUUUAAGGUGAUGAACCAAAAUUUUGAAUUUCAUUACCCAAGGGGAGAGGGUUAAUAUUAUCAGAAUAUUUAUAGGAAAAUGACAUUUUUGAGCAUAAUUUAUUUAUUUUCCAUCGGAAUUAACUAGGUUGGAAUUAUUAGCUUAAGAUGACAGUAUGCACAUAUUGACCCAGACUGGCCCCAAGUGGCUGGUGGGCGAUACCAAAUUUGGUAAGAUUGUCAUAGAUGUAAAAUAUAUUUUAAGAUCCAGAUAAAGUAGAAUCAAAUACUCUUUAUGCAUGAAAGGGUCUUAGCAUUUAUAGAACCCAAAUGACCAUUAAGGCCCAUAGGUCUCUUGUUUCUGAGUUCAGAUAAUUUGAUGGUAUAAUCACCAUUGUUCAUAAAUUAUUGAGGCCAGUAUACAUCUACAUGUGGAUCAUGGAAUAAACGAGGAAAGUUGUGGACAUGUGCAAUAUUUCACUUCCUUUUCAUACAAUCUGAGGUUGAAGUCCGUCUGGACCAUUACUAUGAGGAUUUAUUGAUUAAGAACAAAAAAGUUGAAAUAGAGUUUGAGCUGUCUGUGUCUUAACUUAACCAUUAAUGCAUGCAAAAUACAUCAACUUGAUUUGUUUGUCUUGUACUUAUGGAAAAGCAGUAACAUUGCAUUAUCAUGCUGUGAAUCGAGAUUAUUUGCAUGCUGGUGUAAAUUGAUCCUGAAUAAUUUAAUUUAAAUAUCUAGAUCAUUGUUUACAUUUAUUUUACUUUUAAGACCUACCUCAAUAUUGUAUAGAAUUGUUGAACAAUAUUCUACAUACAUUCUGGGAAAUCUCACUAUCACAAACACAGGUCUUGGAGCAUUGAUUGUGUUCCUUUUAACUGAUAACUAGCAAAAUUUGUAGCAGUAUAGGUUAAGAAAGUUUGUAAUUCUUUAGGUAAAUUAUCUUGGGUUCUAGGUAUGCAGCACUCAACAAAACAUGUCAGUAAAUGUUUAUGAGUAUUUACGUUAAUUUUGUGGUUGUAAAAUAAUGAUUUGAUAGCUUUAGCUAUGAAGUGUGUAUAGAUUCCUUGUUAAAACAUGUCAUAAACAUUUUUACUUUAAAUAUUAAAUAUUUAACAGAGUUGAAAUAAGUGUUGGACUUUCUAUCCAGGAAAGUGCUAGUAAGAGGAACGCUGGUGGUGUUGCUACUCAAGUUAUAAAAAUGUUUCUUUAAGAUUUCUCAUUAGAAUGGAGACUACUGUUAAGGAAAACCUUCAGAAAAAGUCUCAAAUAGAAAACUUACCACCUUAUUGUAUAUAACUUACUAGUCAUUUGUCUGACGAGGACAAAGGUGUAAUUAUCAAAAUGUCACAAAGAUUUUGCAAUUGGGCUAUGGCACUAUAACCAGUCUUAUUUAUGACCCUGAAGAAAAGCUUUCACAAAGCUGUGUUGAAUUUUUUCUAAACCCAAGUGAUACUUGAACUUUUCAUUUGAAACUUUUCUCAAGUUAAGGUAAGUUUGUGAAAUUGGAGUAAGACAGUAGUGUAAAUUCAUAUUUUCAGAUCUCUCGCUUUUCAAAGAUAAAGUUUGAUAUUAUUUUUGGGAUGUGUGUCUGUCCGUCCCACUGUUUUUGUAUAAUAAAUGUCAUCCUCGAUACUGCAGGGGUUGCAAUCACUUUUGCUCUCUGCACCCCUGGAUUAUGUCAUUGCAAAAUUGAAGGUUCGAUGUGCUUCAAAAUGCUACUCUUUCUUAAUGCUUGAAUGGAUUUCAAUCAAAUUUAGACUAAACAUCACUGGGAGUGUGGAAUCAUUUCUUAGAUUCAGAAAGUUGAUACAACUUAGUGGAUGGGAAUGACCUUGAUCAACUUGAAAGGUCACAUAUCAAAUAUGUUAAAACAUUUAAAUGACUUUUUCUCAAUAGCCAAAAGGUGUAGGAUGAUGAUAUUUGGCCUGUAGCAUGCUAGGAUGAAGGGCUACCAUCUUUGUUAAUAUGAAAGACAUUAAACCACUUUCAAGGUCACAGGUAUCCAAUGUGUUGAAAUGUUGAAAUGACUUCUUUUCUAUAAAUAAAAAGUCUAGGGUCUUGAUAUUGGGUCUGUGGCUUGCUUUUUCAACAAGCAAUAUGUCCAAAGUAAUGGCAACUAUGUAUUGUAUGUAUAAAGAAUAUGAUUUCAAUUUUGCAGAAAAUUUCUUGAUGAACCAACAAUGUGUUCCAUGUAAGCUGUAGAAUAAUUAAGCAAUUUAUUUUAGGCCUAUUUUGCAACUUUCAUAAAUACGUCUUUAUAGUCAGAUGACUGUUAAAACGCAUGUGCCUCUUGUUUCUCAUGGGAUCCAAAUUACUUUGCAUGUGCCUUCAAUUUUGCCAUGAGAUGUUCCAGGGGUGCAGAGAGUGAAAGUGAUCGUAACCCCUGGAAUAUCGAGGAUGGUUCCAUGAGUACAGAGAGUGAAAGUGAUUGUAACCCAUGGAGUAUCGAGGAUGGUUCCAGGGGUACAGAGAGUGAAAGUGAUUGUAACCCAUGGAGUAUCGAGGAUGGUUCCAGGAGUACAGAGAGUGAAAGUGAUUGUAACCCCUGGAAUAUCGAGGAUGGUUCCAGGAGUACAGAGAGUGAAAGUGAUUGUAACCCAUGGAGUAUCGAGGAUGGUUCCAGGGGUACAGAGAGUGAAAGUGAUUGUAACCCAUGGAGUAUCGAGGAUGGUUCCAGGAGUACAGAGAGUGAAAGUGAUUGUAACCCAUGGAGUAUCGAGGAUGGUUCCAGGGGUGCAGAGAGUGAAAGUGAUUGUAACCCAUGGAGUAUCGAGGAUGGUUCCAGGAGUACAGAGAGUGAAAGUGAUUGUUACCCAUGGAGUAUCGAGGAUGGUUCCAGGAGUACAGAGAGUGAAAGUGAUUGUAACCCAUGGAGUAUCGAGGAUGGUUCCAGGAGUACAGAGAGUGAAAGUGAUUGUAACCCAUGGAGUAUCGAGGAUGGUUCCAGGAGUACAGAGAGUGAAAGUGAUUGUAACCCAUGGAGUAUCGAGGAUGGUUCCAGGAGUACAGAGAGUGAAAGUGAUUGUAACCCAUGGAGUAUCGAGGAUGGUUCCAGGAGUACAGAGAGUGAAAGUGAUUGUAACCCAUGGAGUAUCGAGGAUGGUUCCAGGGGUGCAGAGAGUGAAAGUGAUUGUAACCCCUGGAAUAUCGAGGAUGGAUAAAUGUAAACGGAUUUUUAUCAGUUUUGGUUUGCAUGUGUCUUGAUAACACUUCAUUUCUGAAUAAAAUGUCAUUAAUUGAGGUUUAUGCAUGAUUAAAAAAAGUACUUCAUUUCUGAUUGGCCAAUAGGUUUCUGUCAAUAAUUUGCUAAAUGUAAAGGUAUCAAGCUUCUGAUUGGCCUAUAGAUUUUCAUGCUAAAACUUUGCUAAAUGUCAAUGAAUUACAAGGACAUUCUGUUUAAAGAUGAUCUUACCAACAUUUAAAGAAAUUUUAGCUUAAGGAACCAAUAAAAGUGGGAGUUGUAAAUCCACAAAUUUGUUUGUCUUUGUGGUUUGAAGCCAUUUAGAUUGUUUUGUGGUACAAUUGUUCAUUGGUGCUGCAAAUAAAACUAAUUCCCAUUAAAUAGAUCAACGAAAUCUGUCCUUUUUUAAUUAAAACUGAAAUCAAGAAAAUCUCAAAUACUUUCAAACUUCAGGACAAGUGAAGGUUGUAUCUGAACAGUAUCUGGAUUAUGUAUCUAAUAUACAUUCAAAGUAGAUAUGAGGAGAAUGUUUCUGUGUUUAUUUUCUCUGUAAUGGUGCUUGAAAUGUGUGAUAAUCAUUUCUUGACUGUAAAGAUGAGUAUGGGACCACCUCAGACAUUUCAUUUUACAGUCUGUUAAAACGAUGGACAAACACCUUUAAGAGACUUAUAACUUUCAUCACAUUGUCCUACAUGUACAUAUAAUGAUUAAGGGCAAUUGGUUUUGGUUAAAUAUAUGUAUUUGAAAUUUUCAUGGAAGUAUAUACAUAUAUACCGGUGCCAUUGUAAGUGUGUUUUUAUAUACGACCGUGGUAUUUUGUCCUAUCUGUUCUGUAUCAAUAGGAUGGAAGUGGGGACUUCAUGUGUUAAACACAUUUUGGAAUUUGAUGUAUGUUUAUUUACAAGUGACCACCAGUAUUUUAUUUGUACUUGUUAUCUGUAUAUAGGAAAUUGGCAGGAUACAUUCUUGUCAAAUAAUAUUUCAUAUGAUCAAAGGAGACAUGAGGUUUGCAUGUCUUCAUCUGUUCUUCUAUCACGAAAGCUGCUUCCCAAGGCCAUAUCUGUCAUUCUGUUUUACAAGGAGUUAGGAACAAAUUUAGAAUUUUUAUAUACCUGAAGAAGGUUACAUAGCUAAUUCCAAUAUUAUCUCUGUCUAGCGCUGUUGUUUUUGUGCUCCAGUGGAGACAAUUCAAGAUUACAGCAUGUAAAUACAAAAUACACUCAAAUCUUUAAUAUUAACAUGUAAAUGUCAAUAUGAAAGUGCAAGAUAGGAACAAGAAAAUUUGAUUCAAAGUUCGUUAAUUAGAAUAUUUUGUCCUGAGACUGCACGAUAGAGACAAGACUAAGGACUUCUUACUUGUUCACUUUUUUUCAUAAACUCUCACUCACUCCUUGCCUUUUGUCUUUAAUUUAUUGGUCCUCCAAGAAUGGUCAUAUCAAUGACAUACAUUUUAUACAAAGAAACUAGAUGCUGUGUAAACUCACAAUGAUGAGGAAAACAAAUGUAAAAAUAAAUAUUUGAAAAAAGUACCUCCAACUCCAUGUCAACAACCGCAAUUAACUGAAUCAGUUUUGUGCAGAUAGUUACCAUGGUAAUAAAAGGAAGUAUAACAGUUA
Ylistrum balloti is the source of this 6303-nucleotide messenger RNA. Its product is annotated as RAB6A-GEF complex partner protein 2-like. Gene Ontology annotation, cellular component: Ric1-Rgp1 guanyl-nucleotide exchange factor complex; Golgi membrane. The coding region runs from base 124 to 1287 and encodes 387 amino acids. Gene Ontology annotation, biological process: retrograde transport, endosome to Golgi. Lineage: Eukaryota; Metazoa; Mollusca; Bivalvia; Pectinida; Pectinidae. The record is from RefSeq and is a predicted model, not a curated record. The transcript has 9 exons.